UCCGAGUACACGAUGCAGGAUGCCAUCAACAAGCGGCGAACGUUGAAAAUCACCAUAGCGGCCCUGGUGUGCUCUUCUCUGAGCACGGCAACCUUGCUAGUCGCCUUGUAUUGGUUUUGUCGCAUGGAAAAACAGUUUCGCCAUCGGCUUGUUGUCAUUCUCAUCUACGGGGACUUGGUGCGGGCGUCGUGCUAUUUCGUCGCUGCCAUCGCAACGCUGGUCAACGCGCAUGUGGAUAAUGACUCGGCUUUCUGUCAGGCGAGUGGCUUCUUCAUCCUGUACGGAACUGAGACUAGUGACUUUGCCGUCCUGGUCAUUGCAAUCCAUACCGCACUGCAGGUUUUCCGGCCCUCGGGCCAACAGCACUCGGACGGUCUGUAUCGUUAUCGGCGGUAUGUGUAUGCAGGCACGCUCUUUUUCCCGGCUACCAUGGCGGGAAUGGCCUUUGUCAAUCCGCGAGGAGGCUAUCUCUUACAAGGAGCCUUCUGCACGCUUCCCAUCCGGCCCUUCUGGUACCGGCUUGCGUUGGCGUGGAUCCCCAGGUACAUGGUUGUGCUCAUGAUUAUUAGCCUGGCCAUUGCCAUCUACAUGUAUGUUGGCUGGGAGUUUCAAAGCUACAAUGCCAUGAGCAAAAAUUACGGGUUAAACACCACCAGCGACAUCUCGGUCAACCAGGAGUCGCAGCCCACAUCCACUUCGCUCAUUGGCAGGCAUUACGCCACGGGGAAAGAUGUUGCACUGCCCACCGGGAGUGCGGUGCCGCAGGAACAGUUGGCUCAUCACGCGUGGCAUGCGUCGUCCCCUUCUCAGGACGCCAAUUGCAAUGAGUCUUGUGGUACAUCCAGUUCAACAUGCCUCCGCGCAACCUCCACCAGCCCCACGGCUCAGUCUCUCCCGACAGGAACACGGCGUCUCUUCCACGCCCAACCGAGCGGAACGGCACAGCCAUCGCUCUUCUCGACACCAAGCACGCCCACAGUCCGAUGUCUGGACUCGACUGACAACGUACACAUCCCGCCCUCGCGACAAGCAACGUGCGACGUAACCGACACAAUGAGCACCACGACCAUGACCGGUCCUUCACUCCCUCCCCUCUCCUCACCUUGCACCACCACGCACACGCAAAGACCAGACGCACACUCGACACGCAUGAUGCAGCAGCGCGCCCGCAUCCACCGCCAACUGCGCCUCAUGUUCAUCUACCCGCUCGUCUACACGCUCAUGUGGCUCAUCCCCUUUAUCAAUCACUGCACCAUGUACAGCGACCAUCUCGCCACGCACCCGCUGUGGGGCCUGCGUCUCGGAAACACGGUUUGCAUGGCUAGCAUGGGCCUCGCCGAUUGCAUUGUCUUUUCCCUGCGCGAGAGGCCCUGGCGCGCCAUUGCAUCGAGCGAUGGCACGCUGUGGGGCAGUUUCUGGGUGUGG
Molecule: messenger RNA, 1425 nt
Organism: Exserohilum turcica Et28A
Lineage: Eukaryota; Fungi; Ascomycota; Dothideomycetes; Pleosporales; Pleosporaceae
Exons: 3
Biological process (GO): adenylate cyclase-activating G protein-coupled receptor signaling pathway
Cellular component (GO): plasma membrane
Molecular function (GO): G protein-coupled receptor activity
Source: RefSeq, a predicted model, not a curated record